AUGGCAGCGACGAGCCGAGGCCUGCGCUGUCAAGACCCGUUGACAAGGAGAAACGUGCAUAGAGAAUGCCUCGAGCAGGCAUCAUACACCCCUCCCCCAAUCGCCACCGUCAUCCGCCCCAGACGUCGCGUUGCCUUCCUUCCCGUCUUGGCCUCGAUCUCGUACCUGCGCGGCCCCGGACUGGGCACUUCUGGGCAAUGUCUGGGCAAGGUGGCAGGCAUGGAGCGAAGAUGGUGA
Colletotrichum spaethianum is the source of this 237-nucleotide messenger RNA. RefSeq lists its product as uncharacterized. The coding region runs from base 1 to 237 and encodes 78 amino acids. NCBI's taxonomy places the organism in Eukaryota, Fungi, Ascomycota, Sordariomycetes, Glomerellales, Glomerellaceae. The record is from RefSeq and is a predicted model, not a curated record. The transcript has a single exon.